Molecule: messenger RNA, 729 nt
Organism: Drosophila serrata
Lineage: Eukaryota; Metazoa; Arthropoda; Insecta; Diptera; Drosophilidae
Source: RefSeq, a predicted model, not a curated record
AUGUUGAUCAAAACCUUGGGCCUACUUCUCCUGUUUACGGGUCAGUCCUUCGGAGACUUGUCUCACUUCGGUAUUCCCAACUUUCCCACCAUACACAUCGGAGGAGGUGGCUCUGGCACUCGUCCCCAUAAGCACAAGGGCCAGUCGGAGUACGACUCAUAUCUGAAUAAGUAUUACAGUGAUUACUGGCAGCAGUACUACCAAGCCCAGGCAGCUUACUAUGCCUACUGGCCCUAUGGACCAUAUGGUGGCUAUCCACCUUAUGGACCGCCUCCCUAUGGACCGCCACCGACAACCAAAGCUCCCGACACAGACACAACAUCCACUGCGAUCCCAACCUCUACGGGUACACCAACCACUUCAACUGCUAUUCCAACAUCGACGGGUACACCAACCACUUCAACUGCUAUUCCAACAUCGACCGGAGACCCAACCACAUCGACCGCAGUUGCAACGCAACCCACAACGACACCAUCUCCAACGACCUCCACAGCUGUGGCUCCCCAAAACACGGACACCACCUCAACGGCAGUUGCGCCACAAGUUCGGGCUCAAACCACGCCUCUACCCUUCCAUCUUAUCAAUCCGGGUCGCAGGCAACCGCUUCCCAAUUAUGUCCUUCGAACGGAGGAGGGAGCACCUGCACCAGCCCCAGUAUAUAUCCCAUACGAUCAGUUCUACCAAGGAGACCAGCCAGGUAGAUACUUUCAGUUCGUGGGAAAGAAAUAG